This is a messenger RNA of Cylas formicarius (sweet potato weevil), 869 nucleotides long. RefSeq names its product DNA-directed RNA polymerases I, II, and III subunit RPABC5 (gene Polr2L). The transcript is spliced from 2 exons. The coding region runs from base 297 to 500 and encodes 67 amino acids. Gene Ontology annotation, cellular component: RNA polymerase II, core complex; RNA polymerase III complex; RNA polymerase I complex. Lineage: Eukaryota; Metazoa; Arthropoda; Insecta; Coleoptera; Brentidae. Gene Ontology annotation, biological process: transcription by RNA polymerase II; transcription by RNA polymerase I; tRNA transcription by RNA polymerase III. Gene Ontology annotation, molecular function: zinc ion binding; DNA-directed RNA polymerase activity; DNA binding. The record is from RefSeq and is a predicted model, not a curated record.
UAAAGAUUCUACUUUUUUUAAUUAUUCAAAAUUGAAAUUUCAUGGAUGUAUUUCAUUUGCAUAAGCUUAAAAAUUAUCAGAAUAUAAUAAACUAGGUUUAAGGGAUUGCUGUCCUAAGUACUAAUUUUUAAUAGGAAACAUGUUGCUCUUCUGCGAUAUAAAUUACCGACAUUUGAUCUUUGCAGUUAACCUCUCAAUCUGUGGAAUGAUUUCUGGUCAAAAAUAGUACAAAUAAAUCUUAAACAACUAAUUAAUUGAAAAAAUACGUUUUAUCAAUCUGUAAUAAAGGACGAACAAUGAUUAUCCCAGUACGUUGCUUUACAUGUGGGAAAGUAAUCGGAAACAAAUGGGAAGCCUACUUGGGUCUUUUGCAAGCAGAAUAUACAGAAGGAGAUGCUCUAGACGCUUUGGGGCUCAAAAGAUAUUGCUGCCGCAGAAUGCUUUUGGGCCAUGUAGACCUGAUUGAAAAAUUGCUCAAUUAUGCACCAUUAGAAAAAUGAGUUGAAUGUUUUCCAUAUCUGUUGUUCAUUUUCUAGGUAUUUUUGAUUUUUUUCAAUUAUUUAUGUCGACUUCAACAAUUUUUAAACCUGUUUGCUGUACAUGUCAGUUAAUUUUACCAAUGCUGGUAAAGUGAAUAUUCUUAAAAGUAUUGCAUAUUUAAUUCUUGAAAAAAAAAACUACCAUUUAUGACUGUAAGUAAAAAUAUUUUAAUUUGUUAUAAUACCAUUCUUUUGAUAUAUUAAUGUAGUAUAGUUAAUUUAAAAAGCGAGUCACGGUUGAUUUUGAAUUCUUAAUUUAGCAAUUUCUGUUCCAAUCUGCCGAGACUCGCCAAGCAUAAGAGAAAGAUAAUAUAGCAGCCUAUCAAAGCA